Candidula unifasciata is the source of this 669-nucleotide messenger RNA. The record is from the annotation of a GenBank genome assembly. NCBI's taxonomy places the organism in Eukaryota, Metazoa, Mollusca, Gastropoda, Stylommatophora, Geomitridae.
AUGCCCAAUAAACUUAAGAAAGACAAGGCGGCGACAAAAACUACAGGCGGACUAAAGACUACGGGGAAGGAAACUAUUGAUAAUGGGGACUCUGAGGCCAAAAAGAAGGCUGCACAGAAUGCAACAGAAAACCAUCCACCUCCGACCGCUUUAUCGAAAAUCAAAUAUUCGGGACCACCUCAUAUAAAGAGAGACAAGAGACAGAACUCUUCACGUUUCAAUAUAUCAAAAAACAGGGAGCUGCAGAAACUUCCGUUACUCAAAGAUGCAGCUCCUGCAGAAAGAGAGGAGCUGUUUAUUCAGAAGAUACGACAGUGCUGCGUAUUGUUUGAUUUUGUGCAAGAUCCUCUUAGCGACUUAAAAUGGAAGGAAGUCAAGAGGGCUGCCCUGAACGAGAUGGUGGAGUACAUGACACUGAACAGAGGAGUCGUAACAGAGGCAGUAUAUCCAGAAGCUAUUUACAUGUUCUCAAUAAAUUUAUUUAGAACAUUACCACCGUCAUCCAAUCCAUCUGGUGCAGAGUUUGACCCCGAGGAGGAUGAACCCACCCUGGAAGCUGCAUGGCCUCAUUUGCAGCUUGUGUACGAGUUUUUCUUAAGAUUCCUAGAGUGUCCAGACUUCCAACCAAACACAGCUAAACGAUAUAUUGACCAAAAGUUUAUUUUACAG